CCAUGGCCGCCGUCGCGCGUGCCCGGGAGCCUCCCGAGCCGCGGCCCGGAGUGGGGGUCGGCGUGGUGGUUCUGAGCCCCAGGCAUCCCGGGUGCGUCUUGCUGGGAAAGAGGAAAGGGUCGUUUGGAGCCGGCCGCUUCCAGCUUCCUGGGGGCCACUUGGAGUUCGGUGAGACCUGGGAAGAAUGUGCUCAAAGGGAAACCUGGGAAGAAACUGCUCUUCGCCUGAAAAAUGUCCGCUUUGCCUCUGUGGUAAAUUCUUUUGUUGAGAAAGAGAAUUACCAUUAUGUCACCAUAUUAAUGAAAGGAGAAGUAGACACAACUCAUGAUUCAGAACCAAAGAAUGUAGAACCUGAAAAAAAUGAAAGUUGGGAGUGGUUCCCUUGGGAUGAAUUUCCUCCACUAGACCAGCUCUUCUGGGCACUCCAGUGUUUAAAAGAGCAAGGCUACAAUCCAUUUAAUGAAGAACUGAACCACCUAAAAGGGUACAAAGGAAUCAUCUCUAAGUGACCAAGAAGAGUCCUUGCUUUAAAAAAAAAAAAAAAAAAAAAAAAGAUAAAAAUGAGAUCUUGUUCAUGAAUGAAAAUAUCUGUAUUUCAGAACAGCUACAUUUUAUUCAAAAAGUUCCCUAUGAUUACCCAUAAUCACAGUCUUUUUAGUAUAGCUAGCACACCUUAAAUCCUUAUGGAAUAUGUUACUGAAUAUAUUUUAGAUACAGAAUAAGAGAAAUAAGGAUUUUUUUGCUUACUUUGUUUUCUACGUUUUCCUGGUAGCUUCUGUGUAGUUAAUCAAUGGCUUCACUGGAAUAGUAUGUAAUAGAAUAGUAGCAUGUAAUAGAAUAGUAGUGUGUGAUAGAAAAGGUCCGAAUUCAGGUGUCAUAAACCAAAAUCAAAAACAGAAGACUAUUGUAGAAUGUAUCAUGCUUGUUGGAUUUCAUUUUCACUUUUCUUUAAGCAGAUUUUUUGUAGCACAUUUUGAUAAUUUAUGGACAAUUUUCUUUUGAGAUAGGUUCUCAUUCUAGCCCAGGCUAAUCUGGAGUUUGCUAUGCAGUCUCAGGGUGCCCUUGAACUCAUGGCAAUCCUCCUACCUCUGCCUUCCAUAUGCUGGGAUUAAUGGUGUGUGCCAUCAUGCCCAGCAACACUAUGACAACAUAUCUAAUAAGAAGACAAGUCAGGCCAGUAUGAUGUGUUGUCCUUGUUUCUAUAGAGAACCUAUACUGAAUGUAACACAAACCAACUAAGUCUGUAUCCUACUAUUCAAGGCCAGAUCCUCUAAACCCUUACUCUCUCUGCCUGAGAGCUAUAUCUUUACAUGCUAAUGAGGAGAUUACCCUAUGGCACUGCACUUUUUCUCAAGGUGUGAGGGGAUCUCAAAAGAGGACUCUCGAGGAGGCCAAAAGUUAGUUUUUUCAGCAAACUAAAAUUUGAAAAAUUCAACAGUGGAAAUUCUCACAGGACAGCAUAUGCACGGCCACAGCUUGUCCUCAGUUGAAGCUGAUUUUCUGUCCUCUGCUGUGUAUUUAGAAAGGGCUCUAAAUUCUAAAGAAUGACUUCUGAUAUCAGUACCAUCCCGAGACUUAUCAUCAAUUCACCAGCCAGCCAGCUCCUGUACAUCAGUCUAGGCUCAGCCCUGGAAUCAUAGGUGUGCUUGUCUUUUUGGACAGGUAUAUCAACAUCUGAUGGUCCUUGUGGUGGAGGGGUUUCUCCAUGGCUGCUGAGCAGGGACUAGCCACACUGCACAGGCUCCAGAUGAUCUCUUCAUCCUCUUCUUUGGGACCUUGUUCUUAAAGCAGUAUUCAGAGUUCACAUUGCUAGUUUUUGGUCAAAGAGAAUAAGAAUGGUGCAGGAAACUUUUGGCUAGUGCUGCCUCCCCUGUUAUAAUGUAGAGCAGACACAGAUGACUGAGAACACUUCGUUAGGUACAACCCACUGUUACGUUAUUUUAUUGGUUUUUCGAGGUAGGGUCUCACUCUAGCCCAGGCUGACCUGGAAUUCACUCUAUUCUCAGUGUGGCCUUGAACUCCACCUAACCUCUGCCUCCCUAGUGCUGGGAUAAAAGGCAUGCGCCACCACGCUUGGCUCCCCACUGUUAUUUUUAAUGGCAUUAAGACAUUUGACUUUUUUUGAAGAGUCACUAUAAAUAAGAACUUGCUGGUUUAUAUAAUUGAAAUACAUUUAUUGUCUUCAAGGUAAAGCAAAUUACUAUAUUAAUAAAAUGUAAAUAUUAAAUGGUUGCUUAAAACUUUUAAGUUGAGGCAAAUAUAUGACUUCAUUAUUUAUAUCCUAUAUAGUCCAUUGUAAAGUAUUUCCAUUAUCAAUUAGCAUCCAUUUAUAAAGAUGCAUUCUUAACAUUGUUUUGGCCAGUUGAAAUACAGCAGGAAAAUUAACACAGUUCAAAAAUAUCAGCCAUGCAUUUCUGCUACAUAGUAAACACUAUGAUAAGUAUUGCAUUAAGGUUCUAAUUAAUCUUUUUUUUGUUUAUUUGUUGUUUUUGUUUUAUUUUUCAAGGCAGGAUCUUGAGCUAGCCCAGGCUGACUGGAAUUUACUAUGUACUCUCAGGGUGGUUGGGAGCUCAUGACAAUCCUCCUCCCAAGUGCUGUGAUUAAAGGUGUGCACCACCAAGCCUGGCCGUGAUUAAUCUGUAUUACUCAUAAAUUUGUUUUAAAUACUUUCAGCAGUAAUUUGGACACUUUGACAACUUAAAGGCAAUUGAUUGCUACUCUUCACAAGAAGACUGAUCUUAAAAAAUGAAAAUUUAGGGCUGGAGAGAUGGCUUAUCAGUUAAGGUGCUUGCCUGCAAAGCCAAAGGACCCAGGUUUGACUCUCCAAGACCCACAUAAGCCAGAUGUAUAAGGUGGU
Messenger RNA from Jaculus jaculus (lesser Egyptian jerboa), 2857 nucleotides. It is a transcript of the gene Nudt15, whose product is annotated as nudix hydrolase 15. The record is from RefSeq and is a predicted model, not a curated record. Lineage: Eukaryota; Metazoa; Chordata; Mammalia; Rodentia; Dipodidae. Gene Ontology annotation, molecular function: 8-oxo-7,8-dihydrodeoxyguanosine triphosphate pyrophosphatase activity. Bases 3 to 509 code for a protein of 168 amino acids. Gene Ontology annotation, cellular component: cytosol. Gene Ontology annotation, biological process: dGTP catabolic process. The transcript is spliced from 3 exons.